AUGCAACUAGCACCACGCACCAAGCAUUACGCUUCAAGCACCACGCACCAAGCACCACGCAGCGAGCACCAGGCACAAAGCACCGCGCACCACUUACAACGCACCAAGCACCAUGCACCCGCAUCAAGCACCACGUAUCAAGCACCACGCAUAACGCACCAAGCACCACGAACCAAGUACCACGCCACAUGCACCACGCACCAAGCACCGCGCACAACGCACCACGCAACAAGCAUCACGCAACAAGCAUCACGCAACAAGCAUCACGCACCAAACACCACGCACCAUGCACCGCGCACCAUGCACCUCCAACCAAGCCACACGCACCAAGCACCACGCCCCAAGCACCACGCACCCAGCCCCAAGCAUCACGCCCCACGCGCCAAGCACUACGCACCAUGCACCCGCAACCACGCAACAUACUCCACGCACCAAUCACCACGCACCAAGCACCACAUACAAAGCACCAGGCACCACGAACCAAGCACCACACACCAAGCACCACGAACAAAAAACCACGCUCCUAGCACCACACACCAAGCACUACGCUCCAAGCCACACGCACAAACACCACGCACCAAGCACCAGCACCACGCACUAAACACCACGCACCAAGCACCACGCACAACGCACCACGAACCAAGCACCACCCACCAAGCAACACACACCAAGCCACACGCACAUGCACCGCGCACAAGGCACCACGCAAAAAGCACUACGCACCAAGCACCAGCACUACGCACCCAACACCGCGCACCACGCACCACGCCCCAAGAACCAAGCACCGCGCACCAAGCACCACCAACCAAGCAACACGCACCAAGCACCCAGCAAAGCACCACGCCCAACGCACCAAGCACCCGCACCACGCACUAUACUCCACGCACCAAGCACUACGCACCAAGCACCACGAACCAAGCACCACCACCAAGCACCAAACAACACUCACAAGCACAACGCACCAAGCACCCAUCACACAGCACCACGAAUCACGCACCAAACACCACGCACCACGAACAAACACCUCGCACCAAGCCACAAGCACCACCCACUAAGCAACACCCACCAAUCACCACGCACCAAGCACCACGGACCACCCACCAAGCAACAAGCACCACGCACCAAGCACCACGAACCUCGCACCACGCAUCAAGCACCACGCAUAAGGCACCAAGCACCACGCACCAAGCACCACGGACCACCCACCAAGCAACAAGCACCACGCACCAAGCACCACAAACCUCGCACCACGCAUCAAGCACCACGCAUAAGGCACCAAGCACCACGCAUACGGCUCCAAGCACCACGCACCAAGUACUACUCCCCAAGCACCACGCACCAAACACCGCGCACCAAGCACCACGCACAACGAACCACGCACAACGCACCAAGAACCUAGCACCGCGCACCAAGCACCAUCAACCAAGCAACACGCACCCAGCAAAGCACUACGCACCGCACUAUACUCCACGCACCAAGCACUACGCACCACGAACCAAGCACCACGCACCACGAACCAGGCACCACACAUUAAGCACUACGCACAAAAAACCAUGUUUAAGCACCACACACCAAGUAACACGCACCAAGCACCACGCACCAACAACACUCACAAGCACCACGCACCAAGCACCCCUCACACAGCACCACUCACCACGAACAAACACCUCGCACCAAGCCACAAGCACCACGCACCACCCACUAAGCAACACGCACCAAUCACCACGGACCACCCACCAAGAAACACGCACCACGCCUCAGCACCCCGCACCAAGCACAACGCACCAAGCACCACGCACCAAGCACCACGAACCGCGCACCACGCAUCAAGCACCACGCAUAAGGCACCAAGCACCACGCACCAAGUACUACACACCAAGCACCGCGCACAACGCAAAAAGCACCAAGCACCACGCACAAAGCACCGCGCACCACGCACAACGAUCUACGCACCAAGCACCCAGACCCAAGCACCACGCAUCACGCACCAAGCAUUACGCACCAACCACUACGCACCAAGCACCACGAACCAAGCACAACGCACCACGAACCAAGCACCACACACCAUGCACCACGCACAAAAAACCACUCUUUAAGCACCACACACCAAGCAACACGCACCAAGCACCACGCCCCAAGCAACACUCACAAGCACCACGCACCAAUCACCCUCACCACGCACCACGAACAAACACCUCGCACCAAGCCACAAGCACCACACACCAAGCAUUACGCUCCAAGCACCACGCACCAAGCAUCUCGCAACAAGCACCACUAACCAAGCACCACGCCCCAAGCAACACGCACCAAGCACCACGUACAAAACACCACGGACCACCCACCAAGCAACACGCCCCAGCACCAAGCACAACGCACCAAGCACCACGCACCAAGCUACACGCACCAUGCUACACGCACCAUGCACACCACACACCAAGCAACACGCACCACGCACCAAGCAACACUCCAACCACACAAGUACCAAGCACUCCUCACCCAGCACCACGCACCACUAAAAACGCACCAAACACCAAGCACCACGAAGAAAGCACCUCGCAACAAGCACCACCCACCAAGCAACACGCACCAAGCACCACACCAAAGCACCGGGCACCAAGCACCGCCCACCAAGCACCACGCACAACGAACUACGCACCAAGCACCACUCACCAAGCACCACGCACAAAGCACCACGCACUAAGCACAAAGCACCACGUACAAAGCACCAGGCACCACGAACCAAGCACCACACACCAAGCACCACGCACAAAGAACCACGCUUUAAGCACCACACACCAAGCAACACGCACCACGCACCAAGCAACACUCACAAGCACCAAGCACACCUCACCCAGCACCACGCACCACGAAAAACACACCAAACACCAAGCACCACGAACAAAGCACCUCGCACCCAGCAACAAGCACCACGCACCACCCACCAAGCAACACGCACCAAGCACCACACACCAAGCAUUACUCUCCAAGCACCACCAACCAAGCACCACGCCCCAAGCAACACGAACCAAUCACCACGCACCAAUCACCACGUACAAAGCACCACGCACCACCCACCAACACCACGCACUAAGCACCAGAGCACCGGGCACCGCGCACGAAGCACAAAGCACCACGCACAACGAACUACGCACCAAGCACCACGAACCAAGCACCACGCGUAACGCACCACGCACGGAGCACCACGCACCAAGCAACAAGCACCACGCACCACCCACCAAGCAACACGCACCACGCCCCUAUCACCAAGCACAACGCACCAAGCACCGCACACCUCUCACAACGCACCAAGCACCACGCAUUAAACACCACGCACAAAGCACCGGGCACCAAGAACCGCGCACCACUCACCAAGCACAACGAACCACGUACCAAGCACCACGAACCAAGCACCACGCACCAAGCACCACCAACAAAGCAACACGCACCAAGCACCACGCCCCAAGCUCCACGCCCCGAACACCACGCACCAAGAACCACGCAACAAGCACCACGCAACAAGCACCACGCACCAAGCACCACCCACCAAGCAACACGCACCAAUCACCACGCACCACGCCCCUAGCACCAAGCACAACGCACCAAGCACCACGCACCAAGCACCGCACACCACUCACAACGCACCAAACACCACGCACCCGCGCCCCACGCACAACGCACCACGCCCCAAGCACCAUGCACAUCGCACCACGCACAUUGCAUCACGCACUCGCACCUCGCAUAUCGCCCCUCGCACCAAGCACAAAGCGACACGCACCACGCACCAAGCAACCCGCAGCACGCACCACGCACAUCGCACCACGCACCUCGCACAUUGCAUCACGCACAUCGCACCUCGCACCACGCACUUCGCACCUCUCAUUCUCACACACACUAGUGUAUGUAGUGAGUAUGUAG
Molecule: messenger RNA, 3915 nt
Organism: Diabrotica virgifera virgifera (western corn rootworm)
Lineage: Eukaryota; Metazoa; Arthropoda; Insecta; Coleoptera; Chrysomelidae
Product: mucin-4-like
Exons: 4
Coding region: 1-3915 (1304 amino acids)
Source: RefSeq, a predicted model, not a curated record